UUUUACAAUUUUAUUUACUWCCAYAACYCACUAGCAGUAUAAUAAUAUAUUUAUAUUAUUGUUUUUCUUUUAUUGUGAAACAAGAGUACAAGACCUUAGUACCUCACUGAAAAGUUUCUAUAAAUCAUUGAAUAUGUCUUAUAUGUUAGCGCAUUUGUUUAACGGCUGGCAAGUCGAUCAGGCGAUUCUCUCGGAGGAAGAUAGAGUGGUUGUUAUUCGUUUUGGUCACGAUUGGGAUCCUACAUGCAUGAAAAUGGAUGAAGUUUUGUAUAAUAUUGCAGAAAAAGUGAAGAACUUUGCCGUCAUAUAUUUAGUAGACAUCACCAAAGUACCAGAUUUUAAUAAAAUGUAUGAAUUGUACGAUCCAUGCACAGUUAUGUUUUUCUUCCGUAACAAGCAUAUUAUGAUUGAUUUGGGUACUGGAAAUAACAAUAAAAUUAAUUGGGCACUUGAAGACAAACAAGAAAUGAUAGAUAUUGUUGAAACAGUGUAUAGAGGUGCCAGAAAAGGCCGUGGUUUAGUUGUUUCUCCUAAAGAUUACUCUACAAAAUAYCGUUACUAAAUAGUUAAAACAUACAAGUUAUAUCUUAUACUGUUUUUCUUAUAUAAAUGUAAUUUAUUGUCUGUGUGUGGUGUGUGUAUAUAUAUAUAUAUGUAU
This is a messenger RNA of Diuraphis noxia (Russian wheat aphid), 658 nucleotides long. It is a transcript of the gene Dim1, whose product is annotated as thioredoxin-like protein Dim1. The record is from RefSeq and is a predicted model, not a curated record. Gene Ontology annotation, biological process: mRNA splicing, via spliceosome. Lineage: Eukaryota; Metazoa; Arthropoda; Insecta; Hemiptera; Aphididae. Gene Ontology annotation, cellular component: U5 snRNP; spliceosomal complex; U4/U6 x U5 tri-snRNP complex.